AUGGCUACAACUGCCCCCAGCCCCGCACCCGCCACCAUGAGUGUCCUCGCAACCGAAACUCUCAUCCAGAUAUUCGAGCACCUCGAUUGUCCCUGCGAUCUCUUCCACGUCGUGCAAACAUGCACCGUCUUUCAUGACAUCGCCAUCUGGAUGUUGUACCGUCAUAUUCAAUAUAACAACCCCGAAAGCUUUAAUGCCCAUACGGCAUUUUGGGAGCAUGCACACGAUGGGAUGUACGACGUUCCUCGGUCGGUAGCCCUCGACAACGUCCUGAAGCAUUCUAUUCAGGGGGUCUGGAGAAGCGAUAAUUAUCACGAAGAAGACGACGAGGCGCUCCAACUCCAGAUCAACGUAUGGGUCCGGUUGCUUUCCUUCACUUCCCUACACACGCUCUCCAUAUCGCACUGCCUUCUCCCAGACUCGGAGUCCUUCAGUUAUCUACUCCAAGGCUGUCAGAGCCUUCGCAAACCCUCUAUCGAGGCAUGCGUCUUCCAGGAGGAGCCGUUGGAUUUCAACGGGAGUUACGGGAUAUUUCCGUGGCUUCCGUUAGAGGAGUUGUCUCUCUUGGGCGAAAAUACCGUGUACGACCGGCUAUGGGAAGAAGAUACGUCGCGCAGUGACAGGGAAGCCGGUUCCUUUCUCCGCCUUCUUACAGUCCGCUCCAUUCGCACAUUGACCGUCGAUUUGAACGACAGAAAUUGUGCAUUCCUCGCCAACCGCACGCCACACAGUGGUGGUAUCUCCUUUGGCAAUCUCAAGACGCUACGGCUCCGUCUCAUCAACGAUACAGUGGUCGACCCGAGGAUGGGCAACGACAUCGCUGCUUUCCUGAAUACGCAAUGUGCUUCUGUCAAUGCACUCGAGCUCCUUGGCUUCGCCGAGCUCACAUCCGAUGAUGUGCGGUUGCGACCUGGGGCGCUGAGUCAUUUGGCGAAUUACAAGGGUCCAGCUGCUAUAGCUCCCGGCAUCGCCGCAACAGGAUGUCCGUUGAAGCACCUAGGGACCAACGAUCCGACACUUAGCAUAUCGCAAGCGUCGAGCGUGUUGGGAAAGGUUGGCAGCCAUAGGCCGCAGUUGAUGUUGCUGGACAUCACGAUCCAGGAAUGGGAUACGGAAAUUCUGUACGCGAUUUCGCAUCUUUUCCGACGCGUCAGAGAGGUGAAGAUCAAGUAUCAUAAAGGGUACCCCGAUGAGUCCGCUAUCCUGAGCAUGCCAUCUAUGUUCUUCAGCAACAUGAGCAACAUGACGACGCUGCAUAUCUAUAACCCGCAAUCCAUUCAUUCCCUGAUAUCCCACAGAGGAUAUAACGCGCUCGACGUCGAUUUUUAUCACAUGAGCUGGCCGGCAGAGCUAGGCCCAUCAGCGUCAGAAGAGGUGCUGGAGCUGAUGGCGGGGUGGAUUAAGGCGUGCCCUACGUUGACGGAGGUGAAGUGGAAAAAUGAGAGAUUGUUAAGCCGAAAGUCGACAAGGAAGGAGGAUAAGUAG
Desarmillaria tabescens is the source of this 1485-nucleotide messenger RNA. RefSeq lists its product as uncharacterized. Gene Ontology annotation, molecular function: protein binding. The coding region runs from base 1 to 1485 and encodes 494 amino acids. The record is from RefSeq and is a predicted model, not a curated record. Lineage: Eukaryota; Fungi; Basidiomycota; Agaricomycetes; Agaricales; Physalacriaceae. The transcript has 2 exons.